ACUUAAAACUUAAAACUAAAAAAGAAAAGUAAAGAAAAACCCUAAAAGCUAAAAGUCGACCGAGUUGGUCUUCCUUCGACUUCCCUUCGUCUUCGACUAUUCCUCUUCACUUCACUUCACCAGUUGGUCCAGUUCACUUCUUCUUCAUCAGCCCAGCCGCCGACGACGUCGACCGCUCCAGCCAGCAGAUUCCAGAUUCCGAUUCGUCUCAGGUCAGCCCAGACGACGACAAUUUCGAUUUUGACUUCGACCGGCCCGCCAUAAACAUUUGUUCUUCCUUCCUUAAUCCUUCUGUUCAGAUUUUGAUUUCCUUUCUUUUUUAUCAAGUUUUCAAUUUUUCAUUUUCGAUCUCUGAAAUUUCCAUUUCUUUUAGUUUGAAUCUUUGAUUUUAGGCGUUUAAUUUUAAUUUUUAACAGUAAUAUGUUUCCUUUGGUCUGAAAUCUGAAUCUUUGAUGUUAAUUUUUAGGUGUUUAAUUUUAAUUUUUAACAGUAGUAAGUUAAAAUUUAAUUUUCCAGCUCUGUUCCGGUUUAAAUGGCAUCUGCAUCAAGCCGAAGUCAAUCAUUUAAUCCUUCCAUAAACUCAUCCUCCUCCAUUGUUGAAGAUGAUACAAAACCUCUUUGGAAAAAUGUGACCAAAAUUAAAAAAUUAGGGACGGGGGUGGAAAUUUCUUUUGGCAAUGUAACCUUUGUAAUAUUUCAAAGAGGAGCUCUUAUACAUGGGUUAGAGCUCAUUUAUUGAAGAUAAGUGGUCAAAGAAUUGGACUUUGUUUAAAAUUCACUUCUUCCAUUUUGAGUGAAAUGCAAAAAUUGGAAGAAGAAGUAAAGACUCGACUAGAAAAAAAGGUCCAAAGAAUGUUCCCUUACCACCUCCGGUCAUGACAAUUGGUGGUGUUAAUGUUAGUAAUUCUCCUAUUACAAGCAAAUUGGACUUUGAAAAGAAGAGAAAGUAUAGUAGUAGUGAUGCAAGUGCAAUUGAAAAAUCAUUCAACAAUGCAUCACGAGACCAAUUACAUUCACUAAUUGUCAGAAUGUUUUAUUCCGCUGGUUUGCCAUUUCAUUUAUCGAGAAAUCCACACUUUAGAGGAGCAUUUUCUUAUGCAGCAAAUUAUUUGUUGUUAGGAUAUUUGCCUUCUGGAUAUAAUAUGUUGAGGAAGACUCGUCUUCAGAGAGAAAAGACAAAUAUUGAGCGAUUAUUAAUUCCAAUUCGAGAUGGAUGGCGUACUAAAGGGGUGAGUAUUGUGAGUGAUGGAUGGAGUGACUCACAAAGGAGGCCUUUGAUCAAUUUUAUGGCAAUUGGAGCACAUACUCUUUUAUUAACUCUCUCAAAAGGAACAAGUUGACACCUCAACGUGCAGAAGAUUUGGUAUAUAUUCACAGCAAUCUACGCCUUUUGUCAAGGGGUACUCCAGAAUAUUCAAGAGGAGAGACUAAAGCAUGGGACAUUGCUGGAGAUAGUUUUGAAGAUGUUGUGGUCAUCAAGUGAAUUAAGUCAUUCACAGCUGCUUUCUCGGUCUCCGUCAAUUUGCCGGUCGUACAUUUCAAUGGCAGCCGGAACAGGAUGUAGCAGCAAAAGCUUGGAUUCGGACCCGAUGGAAUCGUGCAAGGGAAUGCAAAUUGAAGGAUACCCAAUUAAGGGCUUGUCCAUUGGAGGCCAUGAAACUUGCGUCAUUUUCCCAACCCUCAGUUUGGCGUUUGAUAUUGGUCGCUGCCCUCAAAAGGCCAUAAGCCAGGACUUCCUCUUCAUCUCCCAUGGUCAUAUGGAUCACAUUGGGGGACUUCCUUUGUAUGUUGCUACCCGUGGAUUAUACAAAAUGAAACCGCCAACAAUUAUUGUACCAAAAUCUAUAAAGAAUGAUGUAGAAAAUCUUUUAGAGGUACACAGAAGAUUGGAUCAAUCUGAGCUGAGAUGUAAUUUGAUUGGCUUGGAAGUGGGGGAAGAGUUGUCAUUGAGAAGGGACCUCAAAGUGAGGGCGUUUAAGACAUACCAUGUCAUUGACAGUCAGGGUUAUCUACUUUACUCUGUAAAGCAGAAACUUAAGAAAGAGUACUUGGGACUAUCUGGCAAUGAGAUCAAGAAACUCCGGUUAUCUGGUGCGGAGAGCACAUUUCUUGAAAAUAGAGUUACAGUUGAGCAUGCAAGAGAAUACGGCCACACUCACCUGUUUGAGAUAAUAAACCAUGCUGAAAAGUUUAAGAACAAAGCGAUUCUUCUGAUUCAUUUUUCAGCUCGCUACACUACAGAGGAAAUUCAGCAAGCCAUAGCUACUAUACCUCCACCUUUGGCAGGCCGAGUUUCUGCGCUAAUGGAAGGUUUUUGAGGUGGGGUGCACCCGUCCAAUACACUUUCAUAUCCACAGGUUAUUUAGAAGUAUUCUGGAGAUCAUUUUGCUCACUUUUAUACUUUUUUUUUUCCUAGUUCUAUUGUAAUUUUUCAUGGUUUAUUUUAUUGAAUGAUUUCAUUGCGAAAGUAGUGUGCUUUGAAUUGGGUUGUCUCUAUUUUUGUGAGUAUGACUGACAAUUAUAUCUAUUACAGUUCGAAGUAGAAAGAUUCAAGUCACAAAUUAAGAUUGACAAUUUAACUUA
This is a messenger RNA of Benincasa hispida (wax gourd), 2583 nucleotides long. RefSeq names its product tRNAse Z1 (gene TRZ1). The record is from RefSeq and is a predicted model, not a curated record. NCBI's taxonomy places the organism in Eukaryota, Viridiplantae, Streptophyta, Magnoliopsida, Cucurbitales, Cucurbitaceae.